AUGGCGACUGCUGGGAUGCAGAGGUUAGGUAGCCCCUGCGGCAGUGCUCUGCAACAAAUGGGUCGCUCUAGGGCCAUUCUCGGUGAUGGAAGCACACAGCCUGAGAUAAAGCUAGAGAAUACACAGUACGUUGAAGAAAUGGUGCCAAACACUGGCGCUCCUUCCGGGCGCACUGCGGGGACGGCCGGAACUGUCACUGCUAGUAACAACAUGAAUGCUAAGAUCAACAAACGGUUUCGAGAACUCCCGGAGAACCUUAGGUUUCAAGGUCAAACGCCCAGUGGAAAGCCACGCCUGUUCGUGUGCAAGGUGUGUACGCGGGCUUUUGCGCGACAAGAACAUCUAAUCCGGCAUGGGCGCUCACAUACGAAGGAGAAGCCAUACCACUGUGGGUUAUGUGAACGCAAAUUCACGCGCAGAGAUCUAUUAUUGCGGCAUGCUCAAAAAGCGCAUAACGGUAAUUGCGGAGACUCGUUAAAUUGCCCGCGGCGUAAACGAAAGAGCGUAUCCCUGGCCGAGACGUCAAAUGAGAUAGGCAGAGACGAACUUAGGACUGAUGCAACAUGCGAAGGUACUAUUUCGAACGAUGUCACAAGGCUUCACUCUCGAAGUACCCACAAAAAACAAUGUGCGACACUGAGAAGAGCUUCAUUUUCUGCACAGUCAGCGGAGAAGUACACAGGGUCAUCACAAGCUCGCGAAGAAGGAGCCGACAUGGGCCGCGUUGAGUUCUCUACACCGCAUCUUUUGCCUGUUGAUCUAACAACUGAAGACCAGUCCUCAUUAAAGCAUCUGAAUCGAUCCGCCGUUGCAAGUUUCAACCUUCUAGAUCGUAAUACUUGGAUUAAUGAAAUGAACGCUAUCCCAAUGCUAGAAGAGUCUAGCGAUUCAGGAGAUUCGCCUAUGACUGCUGGAAUUGUUAGUAGCGGUAGCCGUUGGAGCCAAGGAAGUGGCGACGAAAGUUCAAAUGUUCGCAAACUAAGCAGCACUCUGCCUAGCGGAAUCUCAAACUUUCUAGGGGGCUCAAGUCGUCGGUCGUCUACGUGGAAAUUUGAAGGCAACAAUUUAGUUGUUAACUCACUUUUCGAACCCAAUACAAUACAAAAUAAGCGUAAACUACAAGGAAGCCAGGGCUCCAAUAUUGGAUCCCGUGUUCCUUCUCUGUUCGACAGGGGUGACGGGAAUAUGGCGCAACCACGCAAUCUGGAUAAUAACCACGAUAUUAUUUCCCGUUUCAAUGAUUUCCAGUUUUCGUCUAAACCUGGUGCUGACGAGUCGCGCAACACAACUGUGCGGCUUCCAAAUGCUAAGGAUAUCAAUGAGCUGCCUCAGUUAGAGCCGGCAGCAGUAUUUCAUUCAUCUAGCUACUCGCAUUCUCCCAUACGAGUGGAAGACUCUGGAAAAUUUGACCUGUCUCAUAGUCCCGGGAGAUAUACAAGUAAAAGUUCCAAUGAGGGCCAGAAUUUUUUAGGGAUCUCCAAUUUAUCUACUUCACCCGCUAUAAUUCGUGAAGAUUCGGCCAAAUCUUCCCAAUUUUUUACCAAAGAGGUUCGUGACAUGUGCAUCAAAACUUUGGAGUUUUACUAUGAUAACGCAUCUGACCAGCAUUCAAAAAGCACUAAAAGUCCUACUUCCGAACUUCCGACCUGCCAAGAAUUGAAUUCUUUCGCUACUUUCUUUGAGACUUCGUUCUUGGUUCACUAUCCCUUCAUUCAUCCGCGUUUACUUUCUUUGGGGUUAGACGACUUUAAAAAGUACAUCCACGAAGGGCAGGCAGACUACACUGAAGAUGAGGUUUUUCACUACUCUAAUAUUGUCUGUCUGCCGUUAUUCAUUGCAACAAUUGGGUCACUUUACAAGCCCGGCGCUCGCGCUCAAAGCCUUGACCUUUACGAAAAGAGCCGCCGAGUCUUGCAUGUAUAUUUGACCUCGAGAAAAAAGCAAGAAGAAGGGUUAGUUGAGAAGAAGGGCCGAGGAAAAUUGUGGCUCAUUCAAUCUUUGUGCCUAAGUGUUGUAUUUGCCAUGUUUGCGGACCCACUGGAACGCAUAAACGCAGAGAUGGUGGUAAAGCAAGUUUCGGCUCUUUGUACUUUGGUCAAAGCAAGUUUGUUGCCAACAGCUUCAACUCCAGUGUUCAUCUUUCAGUCGCUGACUCAAUAUAUGCUUUACGAAUCCACGGUGCGAACUGUCCUUAUGACCUAUAAAGUUUGUCAAUUUUUAAAGGUGUUCUGUAAUAUCGACGCACCACUAUUUUUGAACGACUCGCAAAUAAGUGGCACUGUCAUCCCGGACAGUGAACAAGCCUGGCAUUCAACCUCAUAUCAGGAACAUCCUAACUCCAGUCACAAGCAAUACACUACCACUUUUGAAAAAUUCUACCGAAGCUUUGCUUUCAGUAAUGUCGGCAUGCAUCUAAUACCUGAAUUUCUCUGCAGCGCCAUGUUGUUCUAUGAAUUCAACAACAUCAAGAAAAACAGGUCAUCAAUACCUUUCCAAGUUUUUCUGACGAAAAUUGAUACCCGAAAGUUGGAAAUGAACUUGCCUCAGUCUAAUUCGCUCGUCCCAAGUUCCCCAAUUUUGAUUGAAAGCGCUAUCGACAUGCGGAAUUCCCUUACGUGUAUGAUCUUUUUCUGCAAGAUUGACCCCUUGUUUUCUCAAAAGGUCUGGAACAACGCAAUACUAGAAUUGUUUGAAGGCUUCUUGAUACCCAGAGAAACGAACAUUUUGGCCCAAGGGUCGUAUGGCCUAGUGACAGAUUUUUUGGUCGCUCUGAACUUUUCGAUAAAAAAUAUUUCAAAACUGUUCAAGAGUAAGGACGACUCGAUCGAGUUCAACAAAUCAAAACUAUCGGUCUUGAACUUGGAGGGGUACUAUUAUAAUUUUUUGGUCGUUAUUAAAUUUAUCAUGGAUUUUGAGGCCACGCCGAACUUUAAAUUACUGUGCAUUUAUAAUGAGUUGAAGAAACUGGCGAACCAGCUCCUUGUUCCAAAGCUUGUCUCGGUUUGCCCAGAAGAAUUUCGCAAGUUCUCGCAUGAGCCUGGCAAGUGGAAUUUCAAGAACUCUACUCCUCAAAUUGACAUAGACCAAUUGGAAAAACUAAUAAACAAUGUUCUUGUUUACUCAUUUAAUGAUGCAAACUUUCUGAAAAUGCCUGAACAGUCUACCGAGUUUGCUUUCGGUGUCAACACUUCUAACUCAACGGAUUCCAAGCAAUCCUUGAAUUCUCCGAAGCGUCAGGCAUCUGAAAACGGUUUAUCUGAAGAUCAAAUUUCAGAAGUGGUCAGCAGAAAAAAGGGAUUUGCGGAGCACUACCGUCUUUCCGAAAAAUACGUGGUGGUCGCUAAGUGCUUCUUUUAUUACAUUUUUGAGAAGUUUGCGCAUGCCCAUUUUCUGGAAAAGCUCUCCCUAGAUUUCUUAGUACUUGAAAGGCAGUUGGAUCGAAAUACUGAGAAUGAGAGACGUGAUCGUACUCGGCUUGAAACUGAUUCUUGA
Molecule: messenger RNA, 3492 nt
Organism: Lachancea dasiensis
Lineage: Eukaryota; Fungi; Ascomycota; Saccharomycetes; Saccharomycetales; Saccharomycetaceae
Source: the annotation of a GenBank genome assembly